AUGCCACCACCUCACACCCAAUGCAGCCAAAUCUACGCCACUCUCAUCCACGCUUGCGCCCGCCACCACUCCCUCCAACAAGGCCUCUCUCUCCACCACUACAUGCUCUCCCAAACCCCUCCCGACCUCUUCCUUUCCAACCACCUCAUCAACAUGUUCUCCAAAUUCGGCUACUUAGACCGCGCUCACCACCUGUUCGACCAAAUGCCCAGCAGGAACCUCGUCACCUGGACCGCCCUCAUUUCCAGCUACGCACAGCGGGGCCUGUCUGAGACUUGCUUUCGUUUGUUUAAAUCCAUGUUGCCGCAUCACCUCCGGAAUGAGUUCGCAUUUUCCAGCGUGCUUAGCUCCUGUGCCGAUGGUGUUCAUGGCCGGCAGGUACACGCGCUCGCUUUGAAAUUGUGUUUGGAUGCUGUUGGUAACGUUGCCAAUGCUCUUAUUACAAUGUACAGCUAGGUAGGCGCAUUUGAUGUUGGCAGAGGAGAUGAUGCGCGGAAGGUGUUUAAAACCAUGGAGUCGCCGAAUCUUAUAUCCUGGAACUCCAUGAUUGCAGGGUUUCAGUGUCGCGGGAUUGGAGAUCAAGCUAUUCGUCUGUUUGUACAAAUGCACCUUGAUGGACUCGAGUUUGACUGCGCCACGCUUCUCAGCGUUUUUUCUUCUUUGAAUGGAGUAGAUGGCAUUGAUGAUAUGCUGGUCACUAAGUUUUGUUGUCAACUGCAUUGUCUGGUUAUCAAAAGCGAGUUUAUAUCAGGAAUUGAAGUGGUCGCCACGUUAGUUAGAGCUUAUUCGGAUCUUGGAGGUGAUGUUGCUGACUGUUACGGGCUUUUCAAAGAGACAAGCUGUCAGCCUGAUAUUGUUGCGUGGACAGGCAUUAUGAUGAUAUAUUCCCAGCGGGACCCUGAAGAAGUAGUCUGCCUUUUUCGUCAGUUACUCAGGGAGGAUUUAACUCCAGACAGGUAUACCUUCUCAAUUGUUUUGAAAGCUUAUGCUAGCCUUGCAACCGAGCGCCAUGCUGCAGCGGUUCAUUCUCAAGUGGUCAAAGCUGGGUUUGGGGAUGACACAAUCUUUGCAAAUGCUUUGAUCCAUGCCUAUGUUCGCUGUGGCUCCAUUUCCUUGUCUAAGCAAGUGUUUGAUGGAAUUGAGUUUCGUGAUGUUAUUUCGUGGAAUACAAUGCUCAGGGCUUAUGCCUUGUACGGACAAGCUGCAGAGCCUCUGCAGCUAUUUUCACAAAUGGACAUCAAACCAGAUUCUGCUACCUUUGUUUCUCUCUGCGCUUGUAGCCAUGCUGGAAUGGUAGAAGAAGGGACCAGAAUUUUUGACUUCAUGCUUGAGAGAUAUGGAAUUGUGCCUUUAUGUGAUCAUUAUGCAUGCAUGGUUGACAUUCUCGGUAGAGCUGGACGAGUUGGUGAGGCUGAGAAGCUUAUAAGUAGAAUGCCAAUAAAGCCCGAUUCUGUAGUUUGGAGUGCACUCCUCGGAUCAUGUAGGAAGCAUAGAAAUACACAGUUCGCCAAGUUAGCAUCUGAUAGGCUGAAGGAGUUGGCUCCAAAGGGUUCAUUAGUUUAUGUACAAAUGUCAAAUAUAUAUAUAUAUAUAUAUAUAUAUAUAUAUAAUAUAUAUAUCUGUGAUGGUAACUUUGGUGAAGCAGGCCUAUUUAGGAAGGAACUGGAAGGGUCUGGAGUGAAAAAGGAACCUGGUCUAAGCUGGAUUGAGAUCGGAAAUCAGGUACAUGAAUUCUCCUCUGGAGGCCGGCACCAUCCGGAAAGAAAUCUUAUAAGCAGAAAACUAAAAGAAAUGAUAGAAAGGUUAAAGGAAAUUGGUUAUGUUCCAGAUACGACCUCAUCCUUGCAUGAUGUGGAAGGGGAGCACAAAGAGGAGCAGUUGUACCAUCAUAGUGAGAAGCUAACUUUAGUGUUUGCUAUUAUGAAUGAAAGAAGUUUACGUUGUGGUAGGACUGCUAUAAAAAUAAUGAAGAUAUCAGAGUGUGUGGAUUGCCAUAACUUCAUGAAGUUGGCAUCAAAUCUACUAAAGAAGGAUAUAGUCGUGAGAGACUCAAAUCGUUUCCACCACUUUAAAGAUGGCAUAUGUUCUUUGCAAUGA
Argentina anserina (silverweed cinquefoil) is the source of this 2097-nucleotide messenger RNA. RefSeq names its product pentatricopeptide repeat-containing protein At1g71420. Gene Ontology annotation, molecular function: zinc ion binding; RNA binding; protein binding. NCBI's taxonomy places the organism in Eukaryota, Viridiplantae, Streptophyta, Magnoliopsida, Rosales, Rosaceae. Gene Ontology annotation, biological process: RNA modification. Gene Ontology annotation, cellular component: intracellular membrane-bounded organelle. The record is from RefSeq and is a predicted model, not a curated record.